Molecule: messenger RNA, 1266 nt
Organism: Pestalotiopsis fici W106-1
Lineage: Eukaryota; Fungi; Ascomycota; Sordariomycetes; Amphisphaeriales; Sporocadaceae
Exons: 2
Coding region: 1-1266 (421 amino acids)
Source: RefSeq, a predicted model, not a curated record
AUGCAGUUCAAAAUCUCUCUUGCCCUUGUCGCCUUGUCAGGCGCUGCCAUUAAUGCCACCCCUAUUGAUAUUGUGGGCGAUGUGGAAUGCCUCGUCGUCACUGUUGUAAUCCAAGUCCUUGCGGCACUCACCUCGGAGACUGCAUUUUGCUCGUCAUAUUUGAACAUUCCAACAAUUACCAGCACUACUACCGCAACGUCCACCAUCUUUACAACCACCACCAGGACGACCACAACAGGCACAGACACUAGUACCGCCCGAGCUGUAACAGUCACCGAUACUGUAUCCGAGACGACUACCACAUGCGCGCUCAAUGCAAUCGACAAGCGCCAGCUGUCUGCCAUUUCCCCUAGCAGCAGGUCUGCAAGUACAACCAGGUCAGCUUCUCAAGUUAGUGUGCAAGCCAGUGUCCAAGCGAGCGCUCAAGUCAGCAUACCUGCUGCUGUUGCCAUUUUCGGUAGCGCACAGGUUUCCUUGGCCUGUAGCUGCUUGAACAUUCCCACACCCAGCACGACUAUUACCCAGACACGCACUGUCACCCCGACCGUCACCCGGUUAGCCUCCACUGCUAUACUGGUCACUACUACGCCUACAACCACGAUCGCAGUGACGUCCACUUCCACAGAGAUUGUCUGCCCAACCCCUACCUCGUGCGACAACCAGGGCUUGCUUUGGGCCGAAUACCACAGCGAUGCGGGAGAAAACCGAGACCCUACUUUUAGCAGCUUUAUACCAGAGAUAUACAAGUCCCGCACUCCAGGCGUCUGGGGUAUAACCUCCACCAUUGGUGGCAUAAGUGUGCCCGGUGGAACGGAACUCAGUGUCUAUGGUAGCAGCCGAACCUUUUACAGCGACUUUUUUGCCCUCAACCACAAGGGCUACCUGUUUGCGGUUCUCUCGGGCAUCUAUACAUUUAAUGCUUCCCGAGUCGACGAUAUUUUCUUUUUGUGGUUGGGCCCCAAGGCUUACUCUGGCUGGACCCGCGCGAAUGCGGACCUGGUCGUGCCAAUUUACAAUCCGGGCAGCGGUAGCACGUCUAUUGACUUGGUCGAGGGCCAGUACCUGCCCCUUCGCAUCAUGUUUGGCCAGGGCGCAUAUCCUGCCGAGUUUCAAAUUAGUGUGACUGCGCCAGACGGUACCGUAUUCCUGACGUCGGACACUGAGAACAGCCCAUAUAUUGUGCAGUACUCUUGCGACGGUGUCACUGCCCCGCCAUUUGCCUCGUGGGGCUCGGAGUAUGAUUUACCUGAUGUUAAUGAUAAAUAA